Bemisia tabaci is the source of this 2211-nucleotide messenger RNA. RefSeq lists its product as uncharacterized. Lineage: Eukaryota; Metazoa; Arthropoda; Insecta; Hemiptera; Aleyrodidae. The record is from RefSeq and is a predicted model, not a curated record.
AGCUGAUAGCAAACAAAGGUUACCAAGGAAACCGUAAACGCGUAACAACUACCGUCGCCAGAGCCGCUUUCCGACGCGAAUGCGUCGGAGCUUCCUGCUUGUUUACAAUUCCUCAUCUUUAUUCCAUGAUGUUCUCGAUUCUGGACCCCGGGUGUCUGUGGUAAAGCAAACAUUAGAGCAGCGCUAUAAUGUUAAUUUACAAAAUUUGCCAAAUCCUCUUGAGGAAACAUCUUGGAUAUCUCUUUAUGGUCUUGUAUACAAAUCGACAAUGAUGCUUCCUUUUGAAUUCUUUGAGGAUCUACCAUGUUUUGUUUGCAUAACUAAGUUGUACUGAAGUACUUGAAAAUUUAAGCAGUAUGUUAACCAAGUAGAAGUCCUACACGAAAGACGUAUAAAAUGUUUACAAUCGGACAAUCGAGGAGAAUAUAAGAGUGAUAAAUUCGACCAGUAUCUUGUAGAAAAAGGGAUUAGUCAUAACUUAACAGUAGCAGGGACGCCCCAGCAAAACGGUAGAGCCGAGCGACUUAAUCCCACUUUACUAAAUAUUGUCCGUUGUCUUUUAUUCCAGUCAGCCCUUCCAAAAGUUUUUGGGCAGAAGCUCUAAAAACAGCUAAUGAUAUCCGAAACAGUUGCCCAUCUCGUGACAUUAAUAUAAAAAUUCCAAGAGAAGUAUGGUUUGGAAAAGAAUUUACACCUGCAGACAGAGGAGAUGAAAAUUUUUGGGUGCAAAGCGUGGGACCUAGUUCCCAACGCAGGAAAACUUGAGACUCGAGCAGUAGAAUGUGUGUAUCUACGCAAGGCCAGCGGAGUAAAAGGUUACAGGUUGUACAGUUAACACGGAAAUAAAAUAUGAAUCUCUAGAGACGUAAGGUUUGAAGAGGAUAUUUUUCCAUACAAAAUGACUAUUCCAACACGAAUUGAGAAUAGUCAGCCGAUAAUUGUUGAUGUUUAAGACUAUGAUAGUGACGAAAACCCAAUUCAAAUUGAAAACGAGAAUGUUUACCCAAUAAUAGACGUUAAUCCUCCUAAUAAUGAGAAUACCACUCUUAAUGUGGAUCACGAAUGUCUUACUGGCCCUCGUAGAUCAGAAAGAGCCAGGAAACCAAAAGUUUGUGAAUGCUGUUCCAAAGAUAAUCGAAGAUGGCUGAUACUCCGGCUUUAGAUGCAGAAACAGUGAGGAAUGCACUGCAGAACGUCUUAUCACAACCACAAUUUUUGGCGCAAAUUUCCUCGUGUCUUCUAACUGCUUCAUCUGCAGCAUCUGCCACACCUGCUGCAAUAACUCCUCCUGCCAUACGUUCUGUAGGUAACCCACUUGUUCCACCUCCUGCAUGUAUGCAACCUCAGUCUGUGUCUGCCACAUUGACUUUACCUGCCGCAUCUGCUCAGUCUCUUACUCAGUCCACCUCGAAUGUCACACCCACUUUACCUGCACAAUCUGCAAUCCACUUUCCAGGGCGCUCCAUCCUGCAACAGCCCCCUGGUAGUAGAGCACGGGCAGCAGUGACAAAUUUAAACUUAGCUCUCAGCUCCGCGCUCAAGAAAAGAAAGCUAGAACAAGAGAUGAAAGCUAAUUCUCCUCGACCGAUUAUUUUUCAGAGCAAGCUUGUGUUACUCUCUAAAAGCGACUGUUAUGACCCCAUAAACAAAGGCGAUGAACUGCACUUAGGUCGAAAGAAAAGAUUCGCGGAAGGCGUAAAGUUUAACAGAAUACGAGGGGUAUUCGUAAAAUAAUGUCAAACCGAGAGGAACAGCCAGGUCCACAACAGCCCUUGGACGCCACGGGUAUGAGGGUGCUCCAAUGCGCCCCGCCACCCUCACCCGGAAUGGACAGAGUUUUCGUCAUUACUUACGUGCAUAAUUAUGGUCAUGAAUCGAGAACCAUCUACAGACUUGCAAAUCCCGUUAGAGACGUGGGGGUGCAAACCGAAAUGAUUACGCCACCGCCUCAGUUUUCCGCUGCCACAAAUCAACCACCGCCACCGCCUCAGUUUUUCGUUGCCACAAAUCAACCUCCGCCGCCGCCUCAGCUUUCCAGAGAACAGAUCGUCGCGGGCAGGGGCAGGGACAUCAGCCCGAGGCUGCAACAGCGGCUCGGCCCGGCUCCAGAACAACGCCCGGGACCGCAUUGUUUUCAGCCUUCGCCUAGCCUUGUACAGUUUCGAGUUUUAUUUUGCCUUUGUUCUUCCAGUUUUGGAUUUAGCUCCUCGA